This is a messenger RNA of Erythranthe guttata (spotted monkey flower), 1937 nucleotides long. RefSeq lists its product as uncharacterized. Gene Ontology annotation, molecular function: phosphoglycerate mutase activity; metal ion binding. NCBI's taxonomy places the organism in Eukaryota, Viridiplantae, Streptophyta, Magnoliopsida, Lamiales, Phrymaceae. The record is from RefSeq and is a predicted model, not a curated record.
UUGCAAAUUACGAAUAUUCUCUGGGAACAAGAAAUUGCAUUAAAACAACGCUACCUGGAAUAUGAAGACCCAUAAUCCUCUGCAUACUAUCCCAGUUCGAUCCUUUGAAGCACAAUAUUUCAUAUUCUGCAGAAACCCAAAUUUUCUACAAGUCAAGGAAAAAAAUUAAUCGCAUUUCGGAAACACGAGAUUUAAGUUCGCAGCAGAGAAAUGGUGAAAUCGGAGGAGGCAAAGAGAAGGGUAGCUUUUGUGCUGAUUGAUGGUUUGGGAGAUGUAUCACUGCCAAUGUUUGGUAAUAAAACUCCUCUGCAAGUAGCUAACCUACCUAAUUUGGAUGCUAUUUCGUCGGCCGGAGUUAACGGGCUAAUGGAUCCAGUUGAAGUUGGAUUAGCAUGUGGAAGUGAUACUGCACAUCUUUCUCUAUUGGGGUACGAUCCUAGGGUUUAUUAUCGAGGACGAGGGGCGUUUGAGUCAAUGGGUGCUGGUCUUGCAAUGUCGCCUGGAGAUAUCGCGUUUAAGUCGAACUUCGCAACUCUAGAUGAGAAAACUGGAGUAGUUACAAGCAGAAGGGCCGAUAGGCAUUUUGAAGAAGAAGGGCCUAUUCUUUGUGCCGCACUGGACCAAAUGAAACUGCCCAAUUUUCCUCAAUACGAAGUUAGAGUCAGGUAUGCAACGGAGCAUAGAUGUGGGGUAGUUGUGAAAGGACCAAAGUUAAGUGGAAACAUAUCUGGAACGGACCCAUUGAAGGAUAAUCGUUUGCUUUUACAAGUUCAACCCCUCGAUGAUUCUGAAGAGGCAAAGAACACAGCUGCAGUUGUGAACGAGUUAUCAAAGGAGAUAUCUCGUAUUUUAGUCGAUCAUCCUAUUAAUGAAACAAGGGCAGCACAAGGAAAAACUAUUGCCAAUGUUGUCCUUUUACGAGGUUGUGGGAUUCGAAUUGAGGUGCCCGAGUUUGAAAAGUUGCACGGGUUAAGGCCAUGUAUGGUUGCUCCAACAAAGAUUAUAGCAGGUUUGGGUUUAUCUCUUGGUAUCGAUAUUCUAGAAGCUUCCGGAGCAACGGGAGAUUACAGAACUCUUUUAACAUCGAAAGCAACUGCAAUAGCAAGUGCACUCUCAGCUCCUUUCAAGUCAUGCCCUAAUGUCUUUGUACCUGGUGAAGAUGAACAUAAACCUGGCCCUUCUGAUGGCUAUGAUUUCGGUUUCCUUCACAUUAAGGCAAUAGAUGAUGCUGGUCAUGAUAAAGCGAGCAUCUUCAAAGCAAAAGGAUUAGAAGCUGUUGAUCGAGCAAUAGGACAGCUGGCGAAGCUGCUUUGGCAAGCGGAGACAGGUGGCGAUUUUCAGUACUACAUUUGUGUAACCGGUGAUCAUUCUACUCCGGUCGAAUAUGGGGACCACAGCUUCGAACCGGUCCCUUUCGCACUUUGUCGUUUGAAGGACUUUGUCGGUGCAGUUGGUGGGGAAUCACGGCUUCUGGAAACUUCUCUCGACCCGUUUCCACUUCCAAAGGUCGAACCCGGGGAGAACCUUCUGGAUGGUUCUAGAAUUCAAGAAGAGAAGAAACGGGCUUUUAGAGGUGACGGUGUUUCCGAGUUUAACGAGGUAGCUGCAGCCAGAGGGUUUCUUGGGAGAUUCGGUGGGAGUGAAAUGAUGGGCAUUAUAAAGACAUUUCUUCAGGUCUAACUUAAAGCUGCUUUGAUUUUUUUUUUUUUUUAAUAUUUUUUUUAUGUAACUCUUGUUUCUAAUUGUGCAUUUGAGGUUCUGUUAUACACUGUUCUUUGUCUUAAAGGUUAAUUAGAAUAAAACUUUGGAUGCUGUUCAGGCAUUAAAGAAAAAUGAUAUCAAUUAAUAUUUCCGGUCUGAAUCGUGUAUGCAAUAUUUGGUGACGGAAAAAAAAAAUAUUGCGAAAUUGUAAUAUCUUAUGAGGGUUGUUUUUGUCA